Molecule: messenger RNA, 1989 nt
Organism: Symbiodinium natans
Lineage: Eukaryota; Dinophyceae; Suessiales; Symbiodiniaceae
Source: the annotation of a GenBank genome assembly
AUGGCUGGGCUGGAACCGCUGAAGCAGCUUGGCAAGCAGCCAAACGGACGAACUGUGACCAGGGAGUUCCAGCGGUUGGCCGGGGAACUGCGGGGCGUGGCCGCAGCUCCCGACCUCGAGCAACGGAAGGGACUUUGGCAGUUAGCUGAGCAAGUGGAGCAGACGGCAGAGACGGUCAUCUCCCUGGUGAGGAAGGUGGAAUCCGGGCGUCUGCAGGUGCCAGCGACGCCGAUCCCGAAGGACCCAUCGUCCAGACCGCCGAGUGCCCACGCUCUGGCACAGGAGCUGCGAAGCAUGGUGGAAGAGCUAGGAGAGUUGCAACGCAGCCACACACCUCUCGGACAAGAGCAGCUGGCUGCCCUGCACCGCAUGGCCGAGCAACUGGAGAAGCGGGCUCUUCUGUCGACUGUCCCGUGCCUUCUGAAGAUGAUCGAGCUCCGCUCAAAGAUACCGAAGCACAACACUCAUUUCAUUGGUGUCCGGAUGCCAUGCCACGUGCGCAGGCGACUGGGAUACCUACAGUCUGAGAUCUUGAAGCAGCAGCCUUGGCUCCAAGAAUCCGUCGAGCCAAUUGAGAAGUCCCAUGUGACUGUCUUGGUGGCCCGCUUGGCCUUUGACGAUGUGGCCAAAGCCGUGGCGGCGCUGCAUCAGGCGGCGGCAGAUUGGCGCAGCCAAGGACCCCAUGAGCUACGAGUCGAAGGGCUGGGCCAAUUUCAAGGUGGAGUGCUGUAUGCUCCGAUCCUGCCCAGCCACAGUCUUGCGUCCCUCGCGGAGCACCUGCGCCUCUGCGUCGCGAAGGCUCUCGGUUCGUGUGAUCCCUUCGCCUUCGCGGCCCAGCCUGCGAGCCAGGCGAUUCCCCACGUGACCCUCUUCAAAGGGAGCAACGCUGAAAAGCAGAAGCAGCCCAUGGCAAGGCAAAACGUGAGCCUCGCGGCAAAGACUGUGCUCGCAGGCCCGGUCGAGUCGCUGUCAUUCGGGUCCUUCGGUCUGGAGGAAUGCGAGCUCCUCUCCAUGGGCCACGUGCAGGAGGACGGCUACUACGAGGUUCAGGCCACACUCCGGCUCGCCGACGCGGCGGAAGUUCCGGAGGCGGAUGACAACGACUUCAAGGAAAAGGUCGCCCGGAAGUCGGACAUCAAGGAGGGCCAGAAGAAGACUGAGGAGCAGCUGGCCAGCAUCUCGAACCAGCUGGACGUCUUCCGGGAAGGACGACGUGUCGCCGACAGCUUUCAGUGGCAGCAGGUGUUUCUCCUUGCGUUGGGCCUGGCAUCAUUCAUUUGCCUCCUCGUCGCCUUGGCGGGCUCCGCCGGCUCUCAGCCCUUUGCGGCAUUUCUGGCGGCGCUCCUGGGCUGGCUCGUAGUCUAUGCGUACCAACUACAGGCACAGUGCCAGCGCCUCGUCAUAUCCCUGGCGCUGAUCAAGCACCGGGCAGCCAGGGGGGGCCACAGUGAGAUGGAGAUCGACGCUCGGCUGGAGGCCGACCUCGCCGGCGUCUCCAGCGCGUACGCGUUGCUGCAGGGCGCCGACAGUCGGCCCCGAGAAGCAGUCCAGGCUGUGCUGACGGCAAGCCUGGUGAAUGACUAUCUCCGUCUCCAAGCCCUGGUGCGAGCCUACACAGACAGAUACGGCUUGCUGAUUGAGGGCCGCGACUGGCACAUGGACAAGACCUUGGCCGCAGCUGUUCUCCCUCCCGGGCCGGAUGCUGCCUGCCACACGCAGCGCACCUCGCUAGAGAGCCUCUGUGAGGACGGGCUCUCCGAAGCCGCGUCGCGUAUUGGUGAGUUGCGCGAGUUCCCACCUUCCAUGAGCCCGCGCGACGUCAACUUCGAGGCGGAUGGCCAUCCACACCUGGGGCCGGUGGGAGCAACCCCAGGAGCGUCGAGCUCGGCGGUGCCGUCUUCUGGGAUGGCAGACACGCUGUCGAAGACCAUCGCGAGCAUUGAGGACUCCAUGAACUUGCCCUCGUGGCUACGACAGAUUCGCCACUGA